ACGCCUUUGGUUGCAAUGAAAAAUGAUUUUAACACCUUAGCCAUAUCUCAUGAGUUGUCUGGUUAAGGUAAAGUAAGGAAAUAAAAGAAGAAAAAAAAGAAUGUGCCCUCGUUACAUAGAGGGCAACUAAUAUUGUACCGGUGGGGAAAAUAUAUAAAACAAGACCAAUUAUUGCAACUUGACAAUUAAACAGUUUAAGCAACAUUUUCUUUAUUUUAUACUUGGUACACAACCUAAUUUUUUUUUAAAAUGUAUAAACUUAUCGUUCUCGCUAUGGUCCUCUACACCGUCAGCGCUGGUGUCAUUCUAGACCACAAACCUGCCGUCAUUGUACACCAUGGAGCUACAUCUCAUCAAAACAGCAACUCGCUUUCAGUCCACCCUGUUCCUGUUGUUGCUCAUAAAGUGGCCGUUGCUCAUGUUGCUCAUGCUCCAGUAAUCGCACAUGCUCCAAUUGCUGUUGCUCACGCACCCGUAGCCGUUGCACAUGCUCCUGUCCUACAUCAUGCUGUGCUUCAUCAUUAGGGUCUACACUUGAAGCAUCGAAGCAUGCAAAGAGAUGAGCAACGAUUUUAUUUAUUUAUGUAUAUUAUGUAAUAUAGAAUUUAAAAUAUGAAA
Diabrotica virgifera virgifera (western corn rootworm) is the source of this 618-nucleotide messenger RNA. RefSeq names its product larval/pupal cuticle protein H1C-like. NCBI's taxonomy places the organism in Eukaryota, Metazoa, Arthropoda, Insecta, Coleoptera, Chrysomelidae. Bases 250 to 525 code for a protein of 91 amino acids. The transcript is spliced from 2 exons. The record is from RefSeq and is a predicted model, not a curated record.